This is a messenger RNA of Priceomyces carsonii, 2193 nucleotides long. Its product is annotated as putative ubiquitin-protein ligase. The record is from RefSeq and is a predicted model, not a curated record. Gene Ontology annotation, biological process: protein ubiquitination; ubiquitin-dependent protein catabolic process. The coding region runs from base 1 to 2193 and encodes 730 amino acids. Gene Ontology annotation, molecular function: ubiquitin protein ligase activity. Lineage: Eukaryota; Fungi; Ascomycota; Pichiomycetes; Serinales; Debaryomycetaceae. The transcript has a single exon.
AUGAACGCAACUACUAAAUUGAGCCUAAAUUCAUCAGGCUUGUUAGAUGAUGCUUCGAAUUUUAAUGGAAAUUCGCUGCAAGGUCUUGUGAUGUCUCUUAUAGGAGCCGUUUAUGAUCAAAAGCAGAGCUAUGAAUCAAAGAAUUAUACUAAUGCUAUAUUUCAACUAUUCACGUAUUGUUCGUCACUGUAUGGUCUUUGCUGCUUAAUCAUGGCAAUAAUAUUGAACAGAACAUUGGUUUUUGCUUCCACUAAUAACCGAUCAAGUGAACACCGUGAAAGGAAAGAUGAUAAAGUAAGAAAUCGGUCAAGAGAGAUAAUGAUCUUUAUCUUGAGGUUUUCUGCCAUCGUAUUGUUACUACAGUGUUUCAACUCAGUUUUGGUUGCAUUGAACUUUAAUAGUCAUGCUGGCUUGAAGAAUACUGAUAUGUCUUGGUUCCAUUAUUUAUUACCAGACAGAUUUUUUGCAUAUGAUCCAUUAAACCCUCCAAAUAAAUACAUGGUAUCUACUGACUCACAGGGUAUGGCUGGUCCCACUUCAGACAUGUAUUGGCCAAUUUUUUUAACGAUUUGUUAUCUGACAUUCAUUGAAACGUUUAUUUCCGUUAUUCAAGGCAAAAGACCUUACACUGAAACAGGUUUUACCAUCUUUGAACAUUCACUUGCCUUCCACGAGGCAAGCUUUGGCGCAACUGGCUUCUUUGCUAGUCAAAAGGUAUCCAGAAUACCAAAUACCGCAAUGCUUGUGCUCUCUCUUUAUCUGGUAUUUAAUCAUUCCAAUAUUCAAAUUGGUGGGCUCCUCAACGACAAUGCUUACAGAUUGAUUCCACUGACAAUAAGCGGAUUGAGUUUUAUGGUAUACUUCAUCUAUGAGUUAUUCAGUUCACAAUAUUUUCCAAUAGUUAUCUUUGCAACUUUCUUACCUCAACUACUAAUUUUAGCGGUAAUUUGCCUAAGUUUAUUCAUAUUCAUUUUAGCUGUCGUCACCAAUGGAUUUAGUUUGAAGGAUUUGAAUUGUGCUAGCUUUUUGUUCGAAGACAACGAAGACUUAGGUUUAAGAAAUUAUUUGUCGUUUAAUCUAGAUGAAGACUUCCAAAAGGCGUUUUUGAAUUGUGGAGUAUUGGCUAUUAUACUGGCAGGUAAGUCCAGUUAUAUUUCAGAAUUAAGUCCAAUCAAUACCUAUGCUCAGACUUGGGUUGAAAAAUCAUUUUGGCAAAAGCUUCAAGAGGGCUUUGGUCCUAAUACAUCUGAUACCACAAUUAACAGGAAAAAAGGAUAUGACAUUUUUGUUACAGAUCCUGAGAAACUUCUAAUGGGGAAGACUAUGGGUACCAACAAAUUUGAAGGAGGGACGUCAAUGGGUACCAGAGUUAGGUACUUAAAAGAAAUACUUCUUAAUACGUACGAGUUAUUAUACGGAAUUAUCAUUGAUAAAAUCAUUUGCGGAAUAUACAGAAGGUACGUUUCAAGGACCCUGCUAAAUACACCUCGCUUUGAGGAGACAGAGGAAGAAUUUGAGGAGAGAAAGAAGACCAUACCUACUUACCUCGUGCCCUUUGCCAGGAGGAAGAGUUCAAAAGAUCAGUCUCACGAUACUUCUCAACAAGAAUACAUAUGCUUGGAUCAGAUGACUGACGAACAAAUCGAAGAGAAAUAUAUUGAUCUAAUACAGAGUGCUGAACUUCCAGACGAGGAUUAUUCCCGUGAUUAUUCUCCUGAUCUGGAACUCGAAGACUCGGACGAAGAAUCGAUCGAUAUCGACUUAACGCAAGGACCAAGCUCCAGUCUAUCUCCUAUAACUGAGCUUUUCACUGGUCAGGGUCUCAAUGAGCUAAUAAGCGCCUCCACUGCUGUACUCAAUGAACAUCUUUCCUAUGAACGUGGAAUAUUGACAAGGUCAAAAUAUAGGUCUCUCAAUCACAUCCCCAACGAGGAUGAAUCCUUGAAACUUUUGCAAAUUAUAGCCUUAAGGAGAUCAGAUGCUGCUCAAUCAUCCUCCACUAAUGAUGAUGACGUAUACUCAAGAUACACUUGUGUUAUCUGUCAAUGCAAUCCACGAGAGAUCAUCACCUGGCCAUGCAAGUGUUUCGCAAUAUGCGAAACUUGUCGCUUGUCUUUGGUUUCAAAAGGAAUCGAAGGUUGUGUAUGCUGUCGUAAGGAGGUUCAUGGUGUCAGUAAGGUCUUCAUUCUGUGA